GUUCUGUGAGAAGACAGGAACAACAAAGAAGAAGGGGUAACCGGGGUGUAAACCUGCUCGACAAAACAAAAUUAAAGAAAAUAUCUACUGUUCAUAGUAGGGUAAAAGAGUUUGGUUUGCAUGUGAGGACAAGUGUCAACCGAGCCAACCAUGGCGAACAAUGUAGAGGAUAUUGAAAGCAAUAUGGACCAACAGCAGACUAAUUCAGCCCCAGAACCCACCCAGCAACAACAGGAGGCUGCGGUGAACAGAGUGCGGUCCAGAGGAGGGUCUGGGGCUGGAGAAGGUGAUGGUGGAGGAGGAGGUGGCAACAGUAGCGGCCCAGAGCAGAAUGGGCAGCCCCCAACCGCUCGUCCCCCACAAGUGGUGGAAACUGAGGAAGAUGAGGAUGAGGAGAUGACCCUGAAAUAUGGGGCUAAACAUGUCAUCAUGCUCUUUGUUCCGGUGACACUCUGCAUGGUGGUUGUUGUGGCAACCAUAAAGUCUGUCAGCUUCUACACCCAGAAUGAUGGGCAGAGAUUGAUCUACACUCCAUUCCCCGAAGACACAGACACAGUAGCACAGAGAGCCGUCAACUCCAUCCUGAAUGCCACCAUCAUGAUCACUGUGAUCAUCGUCAUGACUUUGGUGCUGGUGCUCCUAUACAAGUAUCGUUGCUACAAGGUGAUACAAGGCUGGCUCUUCCUCUCCUCCCUCCUUUUGCUCUUCUUCUUCUCUUACAUCUACCUCAAAGAGGUUUUCAAGACCUACAAUGUGGCCAUGGACUACUUCACCUUGGCGAUAAUAAUUUGGAAUUUCGGAGUGGUGGGCAUGAUGUGUAUUCACUGGAAAGGACCUCUGCGGCUCCAGCAGGCCUACCUCAUCAUGAUCAGCGCCCUCAUGGCCCUGGUUUUCAUCAAGUAUCUGCCAGAGUGGACCGCCUGGCUCAUAUUAGCCGUUAUAUCUGUCUACGAUCUGUUGGCGGUGCUCUGUCCUAAAGGACCUCUGAGGAUUCUUGUUGAGACGGCCCAGGAGAGAAAUGAACCCAUUUUUCCAGCUCUUAUCUACUCCUCUACAAUGGUGUGGCUUGUCAACAUGGCAGACACCGACAGGCCAAAGACAAACUCAACAGAAGCAGGUUCGCCUCAGCAAGACCCUACAGAAGUAGCAGUGGCGUCUCCGGCACCCUCGAGUCUGUCACAGGACGAUGGAGGCUUCACCUCCUCCUGGGUCAACCAGCAGCAGCAUCAGCUGGGACCACUUCAGUCCACCGAGGAGAGCAGACGGGAGAUCCAGCAGAUGCCAUCUGCCCGUCCCCCUGUUGAAGAAGAUGAUGAGGAGAGGGGCGUCAAGCUGGGGCUUGGAGACUUCAUCUUCUACAGCAUGCUGGUGGGAAAGGCCUCGGCUGCAGCCAGCGGUGACUGGAACACCACGCUCGCCUGCUUCGUUGCCAUCCUCAUUGGCUUGUGUCUCACCCUGCUCCUCCUCGCCAUCUUCAAGAAAGCUCUGCCUGCUCUGCCCAUCUCCAUUUUUUUCGGCCUGGUCUUUUAUUUCGCCACAGACAACUUGGUACGGCCCUUCAUGGACCAGCUGGCGCUACACCAGUUCUACAUUUAGCAGGAUGCAGCCCCAAUAACACCUCACCCACAUAGCUCUCCGGCCUUCAAUACGAGAGCGCUCCCUUCACAGCCAGGGGGAACAAAGAAUGAUGCAGCGGCCCCUCAUCCAACCCUUUCACACACACACACCCUCCUCUUAAGAACCCAUGAUGCCGGGACUCAACUUGUUUUUGCUCUGCCUUUCUUUUCUGGCGCCAAGAGAGGGUAUUCCCCCACAGCAGCUGUUCUUAAAUAUUUUAUUUCACUUUUAAAGCAAGAAGUGACAUUUCUUCUCACCCAACGUGGGACCUCAGCUUCAAUUUGUUUGUCGACCAGCAGUCUCAGGCACAAUCCAGACUUGGUGGGAUUAUUUUAUCCGUAUUUAUGCAGGGCCGCUUUACAAGAGCCAGUCUCCCUGUUUCAUUUUCAUACAUUCAUAUGUGGGAGCUGCCCAGUACAACCACAGUCUUCUACAGCUGGGGCUUUACUGCAGGUGCCUUCCUCAGGGACACCAAGGUUGUAGCUAUUGAGAGAAGGGAGACUAUUUCAUGAAAUUUCUCUUCAGAGACUUAAAUCCAUCAUCGUUCUUAUCACAAGUCCAUUUUUUUACUGCUUGUGAGAACCAUCACAAACUAAACCCGACAUUACAAAGCCUUCAUCAAACUACGGGACGAUCACUGGUGAUAGAAAUGUAUAGUUUGUGUAUGAGAUGUCAGUCACCAGAGCGUGCUUUCCUCACUGCUGUUAAGAAUAGUUAAAAUGGUCUUUUUUUUCUUUUUACACUUCAGACUCUAAACUCAAAGAGCUGAAGCUGGACUGAUUUACACCCACAAAGACGCCUGCUGCUUUUUCCAUAAUGUGGAAAGUGAAAUAAUUUUAUCUGUAGAAUUGAAUUAUGGGUUUCAUCAUGAAAUUUCACCAUGUUUUCUGCCCUCAGUGUCACAUUUGAACUCACAGCAUGAAGAGGGAGGAAGGGACGCACAGCGACACAUUCACACUCAAAAAAAUCGUUAGCCACGUUAGCCACCGAGCAUUUCUGCUGGAGCAGUUGGAGGUUCAGUGCCUUGCUCAAGGGCAUUUCAAUGUUGUUGUUGUUGUUACUGUGUGACAGAAAUUCAUUCAUUUGAUGUCUAUUUCCGCUUCUUCCUGUUGGGUUUGCGGGAAGCUGAAGCUUAGCUCAGCUGUCAUAGUGUGUGACAGAGAUGAGCUUUUCAUUUUUCAUUCUCUUCCCAACUUUAUAAUUAUUAAUAAAUAAUUUCUUUGUUUCCACAACCUGUCCAGGGAUUGUAACCUGUGAUCAUCUGGUCACAAACCCCAAACCUUUAGGCUACAGCUGCCCUCAUGAUGCUCGCCUGGUGCUGUUUGGAACUAUGCCACAUCAAACACUGAAGUAUUUUCAGCUAUACACAGUUAAUUUCAUGUUUUGUUUUGUUUGCUUUGUUUUUGCUUUUUCAAAAUGUGCUGAUGAAGCUUUUUGGGUUGAAGUAUUUGGUUUCAGCUAGAUGAUAAAAAAAAAAAAAAUCUGAACGUUUGAAAAGAUUGUGUGAAAUUGCUUUGCAGAUGUCGAUUAUUCAGUUCUGCUAAACGAGGGAGUAGAUCUCGUUUAAUUUGAUGCUUAAUUUGUCAACAUUUUUGAUUCUGUAAUCUGAACCGAGCGGGCGUUAUUAGCUGAACUGCCUGUUUUUAAUCAUAUUAAAACUAAAACAAAAAGCUUAAGUGUAAAUUGAAAACAAAAAAAAGAGGCAAACUCUGUGGAUAAGCUGAAAAGCUGAAUGAGACAAUGGACCAGCUGCACUGAUCGCUCUUUUGUUGUUGCACUCAAGUUUCAUGCUUGCAGAGAGACGAAUCCCAGAAAGAACAAUAUAGUAAAAUGUGUUCUGCUUCUUUUCCUUUCCUCUUUUGUUUAUAGGGAAGGUGUUGGGUGACUGGCUUUUUUUUUUUUUUCAUUUUCCUGUCCUUCAAAUGCAUAUGUGUGUUAUGCUAGGUUGUUCUGAUUCAGAUCCUGUUCUUUUUUUUUUUGUUGUUUUUUUUUUUAAUAAAAAUGAAACAGAAAACAUGA
Messenger RNA from Melanotaenia boesemani (Boeseman's rainbowfish), 3636 nucleotides. RefSeq names its product presenilin 1 (gene psen1). The record is from RefSeq and is a predicted model, not a curated record. The transcript is spliced from 11 exons. NCBI's taxonomy places the organism in Eukaryota, Metazoa, Chordata, Actinopteri, Atheriniformes, Melanotaeniidae. Bases 151 to 1596 code for a protein of 481 amino acids. Gene Ontology annotation, biological process: protein processing; amyloid-beta metabolic process; calcium ion transport. Gene Ontology annotation, cellular component: growth cone; lysosomal membrane; neuronal cell body. Gene Ontology annotation, molecular function: cadherin binding; beta-catenin binding; aspartic endopeptidase activity, intramembrane cleaving.